Prosopis cineraria is the source of this 1573-nucleotide messenger RNA. RefSeq lists its product as uncharacterized. The coding region runs from base 139 to 1410 and encodes 423 amino acids. The record is from RefSeq and is a predicted model, not a curated record. NCBI's taxonomy places the organism in Eukaryota, Viridiplantae, Streptophyta, Magnoliopsida, Fabales, Fabaceae. The transcript is spliced from 2 exons.
CAAAUUCAAGAACUAGGACUGAUCCAAAUGUAAACGUAGAAGAGCCCCAUUAGCUAUUUCAAGAGACACACAUGCAUAUGACAAAGAAAGUUGCGUCGAUUUUUUCAUCAAAGAAACUUACCUCCCCACAAAUCAGUCAUGGCUGCUUCCGAUGAGAAAACGUCUCCGAAGAUCUUUGAUUACUGGAUAAGAAACCGCCCAGCCAAAUCUACUGUUCUCUACUACACCAUCAUGUUUCUGGUUUUCUUACUUGUCAUCAAUGUUGUAAGUAUCUUGUCUAAUUCCCCGCGAGCCACAUAUGGCCUGAGAAGUAUUCAGAAAACUCUUGGCAAAAAAGAAACUCCAAAAGCUGAUGAUGAACCAGUUGAAUCACCAUCAAUUGUCGCGCAAGUAGAGGAAGAGGAAGAUCCUCUGGUCCCACCAGAAAACUUGUCCAGGGAAGAAAGAAUGGCAUGGUUCAGAACCCAACUUCCGAAACUUGAUAUACUCAAACCAUGCAAUUCAUCACAGCAUUUUCACACGAGAGUCCUGAGCUUCCUCAACAACAACUGUUCUGAAUUGUUUCACAUUAUAUGGUUAUCACCGGCUAAAUCAUUUGGGAAAAGAGAAUUCCUGACUCUAGAUUCAUUCUUCAAAGUCUACCCGGAAGGAUGCUUGGUGGUUCUAUCAAACACCAUGGAUUCCGUGCGUGGAUACAGAAUUCUGAAACCAUUUCUUGAUCGCGGAUUGAAAGUCACAGCAAUUACUCCGGAUUUGCCUUUCUUGUUCAAGGACACUCCAGCUGAAUCAUGGCUUGAAGAGAUCAAAAGAGGGGAGAGAGACCCUGGUAAUAUCCCCUUGUCCCAGAAUCUAUCUAAUCUCAUAAGACUAGCAAUGUUGUACAGGUAUGGAGGAGUCUACAUGGAUGCGGAUAUGAUAAUUCUGAAGGAUUUCACACAUUUCAGAAACGCAGUAGGAGCCCAGAGUGUGGACCCUGUGACUAGAAAAUGGUCAAGACUAAAUGGUGCAGUAAUGAUAUUUGACAUUCAACAUCCAAUUCUAAUAGAUUUUAUGCAAGAAUUCGCAACAACUUUCGAUGGGAAUCGAUGGGGUUAUAAUGGGCCUUACUUAGUCUCCAGAGUUAUACAGAGAGUUGGCACCACCCCAGGAUACAACCUCAUGAUUUUGCCUCCAAAAGCCUUCUUUCCCGUGGAUUGGGUUAAAAUUGUCAAGCUGUUCAAGAAGCCAGAAAAUGAAUUAGAAGCCAAAUUGAUGGGAAAUAGGUUUGUUGAAUUACUAUAUGAUGGGGAGACUUAUACAAUUCACAUGUGGAACAAGAUUAGUAAAGUGACUGAGAUAGAACAGGGAAGUGUCAUUGCAAGAUUAACCUCUGCGCGUUGUGUUGUCUGUGUCAAUAUCACAGGCAGUUGAUGUGCCAAGGUUCAAAGACAAGAAUGGAGGCAUCUUCGCAUAUGAAUGUUUAGAGAUACAUUUGAUAUCUACUGCUCUAUCGGUUUGUAAUUUUGUUUACCGUCACAAAAUAAAGAGAGAAAUUUUGUGCUUUGUUUUAUAAGAAUUUUCUGUUAAUUGCAAA